CGCGUUUUAAACUUCCUGAUUGUGCACUUCAUUUGUAGGAUCAUUUGUCAUAGUUUAUGAACAAAAGUAUAUGCAGUCAUGUUGAAUCAAAACUUACAGUUGAUACUGGUUGUGUAUUGGAUAACAAACUUAGCUAUGGGUGUAACGUUGUCAGGGAACGGUACAUCCGGAGGUUUCACAGUCCAGGAGAACUCAUCCCUGCAGCUGACGUGCUCUACGUCUACCGAUGUGAACUAUGUUUCGUAUAAUGUAAGGCUAUUGUCAUUAACUAAAAUAAUAACCGCGGUAGGGUUCGGCCCAUUAGGCUGUGCCACCGACCCCGCACCGCCAUCCUACCUUAGCUGUUCCUGUGUUAGUCGAAGGGAGUACGUCUGUGUAAUCCGGACCGUCACCAGAAACAUGAACGGGGACGUUUGGUUCUGUUUACCUCCAGCAGGUGAUUCAAACGACAACAGUGGUGACAAAACAAUCGUCGUUACAAUCGGCAUAACUGCGGUGUCUAUGGAUUUCCCGGCGGUCCGUUCCCUCUCUGUCAUAGACAACACGGCAAGGCAAUUCCGGUGUGCGACAUCUGUCGGAAACCCCCAGGCCAUCGUCGAGUGGUACAAGGAUAACGGUACACCGAACAGAGCGGAUGACACGGAAAUUACUACCGGGAAGGAAACAUACCCCAUCCCAAGUGGUUCUCUGAUUGUGACUAUCGGUAAACUGACGUUGACUGUGCAGAGAAACGAUCAUGAGGUGGGCGUUUACUGCAGGGCGAACAACGGCGGGGACUGGGUAUACUCCGUCAGCGUUUUCUUAGAUGUUCAGUAUGACCCGUCAACUCCGAAAGUAUCGUACAAGAAUGCCGAUGUUACCUCCCAAGUGCGGGUAAUAUCUGGACGUCCUCUAACACUUACCUGUAGCAGCACGGGGAACCCACCCCCCACUUACAUCUGGACGUACCCUGAUGGAGACUCACAUAGUGGCCCCACGCUCCAACUGGCCAGCGUGCUGCAAACACACACCGGAGGUGUUACAUGUACAGCCAUGAACACGUUGUCACCUACUGGAGGGACGGCGGUUGAUAAGACAAGAGCAAAAACCAUCACUCUUCAAGUUCUAUAUCCCCCACACACACCAUUAUGUACCAUUAGUGGAACUUCUAUCUCGACCACUGUUGUACUCGUGGAGGGCACAGAUAGCACUAUCACAUGCACGAGCUCGGCCAACCCGCCCCUGAUCACGUACAUUUGGUCAACUCCUAGACGUGGUUUAUUGUCUGGAGCUAGUUUAUCCCUGAUAAAUGUCCAGCACCUUGCCGACCAAGGCCAGUACACUCUGACGAUUACAAACACAAUGGAUCCCACAGGAGGAAAGUUGGAAACGGGAACAAACAGCACAAUGUUCUCAGUGGAUGUUCAGUAUGAACCCUCCAGUCCAAAAGUAUCCUACAAGGGAUUCGAGGUGAGCGCCUCUAUACGGGUAAUAUCCGGACGUUCCGUGAAACUUAACUGCAGCAGCACGGGAAAUCCGCAACCCACUUACACGUGGUGGUACCCUGGUGGAGGGUCACAUGAGGGUCAAACGCUAUUAUUGGCCAACAUACAGGCUAUACACGCUGGAGAAGUCAAGUGUACAGCAAGGAAUAAGCUGUCACCUACUGGAGGGACAUUGGUUGAUAGGACAGAACAAACAGCUACUUCCAUUAACGUUUUAUAUCCCCCACGUACACCAUCAUGUAACAUAAGUGGAACGUCUAUCUCGACCCCUGCUAUACUAGUGGAGGGCACAGACAGCAUUAUCAGCUGCACUAGUUACUCUAACCCGCCCCUGAUUACGUACACCUGGUCAACGCCGGGCCGAGGACAAGUGCGUGGAGCACGUUUAUCCCUGAAUAAUGUCCAGCACAUCACUGACCACGGCAAGUACAUCCUGACGGUCACGAACGACAUGGAUCCCACAGGAGCAAACAUGGAAAUGGGAACUAGCAACACAGCGUUCUCGGUAGAUGUACAAUAUGGACCGUCCAACCCUAAUAUAUCCUACCAGGGUGCGGUGGUAAAGUCUUAUGUGCGUGUACUAUCCGGACGUUCAAUAACGCUCACCUGCAGCAGCACGGGAAACCCGAGCCCCACUUAUACGUGGACGUAUCCUCACGGAAGGUCACAUAGUGGCCCCAACCUCACAUUCAGCAGCGUGCAGACCACACACGCCGGAAAUGUUUCGUGCUCAACCAGGAACACGUUGUCACCUACUAUAGGAACAGCGGUGGUUAAGACCCGACAAACAACCGCGAGUCUCCAAGUUCUGUAUCCACCAAGUAAACCAGUAUGUACCCUCAGCGAAACCACUAUCUCGACCACUGCUGUACUACUAGAGGGAACAGACACCACUAUAAGUUGUAUCAGUACCGCCUUUCCGACAUUGAUCACAUACACCUGGUCAACUCCGAGCCGUGGACUAGUGUCUGGAGCGAGUUUAUCAUUGACCAAUGUCCAACACCAUGCUGACCAAGGUCUCUACACCCUUACCGUCAGAAACACAAUGGACCCCACUAAAGGAAACACGAAAACGGGUACCAAUACUACUGCGCUCUCGGUGGAUGUACAAUUUGGACCCAAAGUGCAACUUCCUCAGACUUAUGACAUUUUGGAGGGCAGUGUAUUAAAUUAUCAUUGUCCGUUCAUCCCUGGGAACCCUUCUCAGACAUCACUUGUCUGGACGUCAUCAGUUAACAACAGACAGUGGAACAGCCAGAUUGUUAGUAUCAGCUCUGUGCAAAAAUCUGACGACGGGAUGUAUACGUGUACCGCCACGAACCAGAUGACGCCUACUGGAUAUCCUGUUCAGACUGGAAGUCAAGGCGGAAACAUGCACCUCAAUGUUCAGUAUGAAUCUAUCGUAAAUGACUUUUACGUUACUGAGUACAUCGGAACUUUUAACGUUACACAAACAGAGAACAGCAAUGUGACGUUUACCUGCACUGUGGAUAGCAAUCCUCUAGCAUCCAUCAAUAUUCGAAAAGACAGUGAAAUGAAAAUAUCAAUCGAUCAUUCAAGACAGCUGAAAUAUACCAUUGCAAAGCUAACAUGCUGGGAUACCGGGCUUUACACAUGCGAUAGCAGGAAUGCGUUUAAUAAAAAAAAUCUUUCAAAGAAGUACUUGAAUCUGUGUGUAACGUGCACACCAAGGCGUGCUCCUGGCUUGGAUAUCAAAAUGAACUUGACGGCCAGACAACACGAAAAUACAACACUGCAGUACACGGUGUUUGCGUUUCCAGUCCCUAGUCCGUCACAGUUUGUUUGGAAAAAAUGUACCAGCAGUAAAAAAUGUUCCACCUUAUCAAAUAUCUCCGGAAAAACAGAAAUUACAACAAUUGGAUUGUCUAGUAAUUUGACCAUUUUCGAUAUUGCUAUAGAUGAUUACGGCGUGUACAGUAUUUCAAUUGACAAUGGCAUUGGUGAGGCACUAGUUGAAAUGAUAUACCUUAAACAAGCAGAAAUCUCCCAUGUGAAGCCACAAACAUCUACAAUUGCUGGUGGGGUUACAGCUGGAAUUUUAACAGUACUGGGAAUAUUGGUAGUCAUCCUUGUUCUCCGAAGGAAAUAUUCUGUAACGUGUGCAUUCAAGUUCACACGUAAAGAAGGUCCACGCUCAAGGCACAUCGCUCAUGGUGCUGAAAACCCAGGAUAUGACGUCGCCGCUACGUACGAAGAGGUGUCCAUGACAAGUGACAAGACUGUUUACGAGGCUCUAAGUAUGGCCAACAUAAGGAAUGGCUAUUAUUAUAUUGGAAACGAGGGAUCCAAUAAAUCACACGUGUACACUACUUUGGAUGAUUCGAAUUCAAAGCCCAAUGCAUACUACGAGAAUGUCAAAGAAGAGGAUCCCGUUUACAAAAACACGUCACUAAAAACGCCGGUGCAGACAGUGCUUUAGUGGGCAUAAAGCUGAAUUCCAUGACAUAAGAUAGUGAAGACUAUUAUAUAUUUUUCCAAGUGAUUAAACUCAUAGUUCUAUUCAGCCAGAUCGUUGUACGGUCAAAAUCAAUAAAUUAUUGUAAAUUGUAAUUAUUAUUAAAUAAUCCAUGCCGGUCUCAAUUGCUAGUAUAUAAGCGGAAGUUCUAAAUUUUGCAAGGGCAUGAUGAGAUUAAGUUUAUGGAUAGUGUCUGUAUAUAUUUGCUUCUAAAUGCAUGUUUUAAUAAGGCAUAUGUUCUUAGUCAAGGUGAAAUAUUGAUAUCUGCUUACAAGCUUUGACAAUAUGUAACUAUAACUAUUUUGUUAUAAUUUACCUCUAGUGUGUAUUGUUUCAAUAUUUUCAGUUCGCCAAAUUUCAGAGAUGCCGUGUUCAGUCAGAAUAUUUUAAACUUGGUUUACCCAGGUUUUAUUUCAUAACAAUAGGUUUAAUUUUUAGAAUCGUCUGUUAACGUAAUGGCUUCUUUUUUCAAAAACUUUUUUUACCUAUGUAUUAGCUAUUUCAUGUUCACUACAUAAUGCAAUGAUAUUAAACAUUUGAUAGACAUAUAAAGUAAACAAGUAGUCGAUUUGUUUACCUUUCAAGAUUUCUGUUCCUUUUUGGUUCGUUUUGAAAACACUUUAAGUGUCACAAUCCUCUGGUACGUUUCUGAGAAACUUUUUAUUUAAAACACUUCUAGUUAUUUGUACAAAACAUGUAUAUAUAACAUGAAGUUAAAAUUCACCGUUUUUGUCCCUUACUAGAUUUUGAAAAAGGAAUAAGAAAUUAAUAAAAAUAACUCCUUAUUCGACUUACAGCGCUUUGUUAAGUAUUUGAAUCACUUGAUCGCGCAAGAAUAAACA
Mya arenaria is the source of this 4802-nucleotide messenger RNA. Its product is annotated as hemicentin-1-like. The transcript has 18 exons. The record is from RefSeq and is a predicted model, not a curated record. Gene Ontology annotation, biological process: cell-cell adhesion. Bases 79 to 3924 code for a protein of 1281 amino acids. Gene Ontology annotation, molecular function: cell adhesion molecule binding. Gene Ontology annotation, cellular component: cell-cell junction. NCBI's taxonomy places the organism in Eukaryota, Metazoa, Mollusca, Bivalvia, Myida, Myidae.